Xenopus laevis (African clawed frog) is the source of this 585-nucleotide messenger RNA. RefSeq names its product chymotrypsin inhibitor-like. NCBI's taxonomy places the organism in Eukaryota, Metazoa, Chordata, Amphibia, Anura, Pipidae. Bases 70 to 351 code for a protein of 93 amino acids. The record is from RefSeq and is a predicted model, not a curated record. The transcript is spliced from 4 exons.
AGUAUAUAAUACAUAAGGGUUAGAGAAUAGAGAACGUUUGCCCUGUUGGACAAAGAAAGACUGCCAAAAAUGAAGACACUCGCAAAAAUCUUCCUUAUGACCUUAGCUGUAGGCCUAAUGGUGAUGCUGAUGGUCGAAGCACAGAAAAACGAUGAUGUAAAAAAACCAGUUAAAGUCUGUGGGCGCAAUGAGGAGUAUAGUACAUGCAUGAACAAUUGCCCACUGACCUGUGCUAAUAGGCAUGAGCAAAUUGCAUGCAUCCAAGUGUGUCUGAAAGAGGGGUGUCAGUGUAAACAUGGCUACCUCAGGAACAGAAGGGGAAUCUGCGUCCUUGAAAAGAAUUGUAUCUGAGCUUGCAGUCUGGGCUGGAGCCAGGAGCCAACUUCAUGUUUUCUCCUAUGAACCUGGAUUCAGAGUGUGCCAAAAAAAAAAAAAUAACUGCGUUUGUUGGUACAGCCGAAAUAAUUGUGUCACCUUUUUAAGCCUCUGACAUAUUAUAGUACAUGCUUUGCUUUUCAAUAUUUGGUCCUCAUGCUUAGCCAUAAUUGCUUCUGUACUCAAAAAUAAACUAUAAAUUUAAGUGCC